This is a messenger RNA of Micropterus dolomieu (smallmouth bass), 3488 nucleotides long. RefSeq names its product mucolipin TRP cation channel 3b (gene mcoln3b). The coding region runs from base 234 to 1871 and encodes 545 amino acids. NCBI's taxonomy places the organism in Eukaryota, Metazoa, Chordata, Actinopteri, Centrarchiformes, Centrarchidae. Gene Ontology annotation, molecular function: NAADP-sensitive calcium-release channel activity. The transcript has 14 exons. Gene Ontology annotation, cellular component: lysosomal membrane; plasma membrane. The record is from RefSeq and is a predicted model, not a curated record.
CUGAGCCACACAGCUUGAGGACUUCGCUCACAACAAGACAACACAUCACAAGACAACACAUUCUCCAGAAGUCGAGUUUAUUUACUUAAGUCAUGACAUUCACAAUUAAAAAACAACAGCAAUUUGAGUACGUUAUGAGUUUUAAUUGAGAGACAUCUGAACACAACCACAGACCACUGGUGGAUGCAACCAAACGGUAAUUAACCUGGUGCGGGACAGUGUUUAUUGUAGAUAUGGACGAGUCCAGUGUCCCCCCUCCCUUGGCCAACCACCAACAUCAGUGUGUGGAGGAUCUCAACAACGUGGAAUGUCUCAGAAGGAAGAUCAAAUAUUACUUCAUGAACCCAUGUGAGAAGUACCACGCUCGUGGCCGAAAACCAUGGAAACUCAUAAUCCAGAUCAUCAAAAUUGCCAUUAUUACUAUCCAGUUAGUGUCUUUUGGCCUGAGCAACCAGAUGGUUGUCACUUUCAAGGAGGAAAAUCUGAUGACAUUCAAGCACCUCUUCUUGAAAGAUUAUGCUGAUGGAGACAUGGAUAUGUAUGCUGUUUACAGACAGGCUGAUGUUUAUGAUCACAUCGACUACAUCAUUGAACAGUAUGGAGUUCUGCACAACAUCACAGUAGGCAAUCAUGAAUAUGGGAAAAACGGCACUAUCUACACCCCACUCUUACUAUGUCAGGAGUUCUACAGAAACAGUACCAUCUUCCCUGGAAAUGACACCUUUGAAAUAGAUGCGCAAGUGGAAACUGAGUGCCUCAAAGUUUAUCCGAUGUAUCGCUCAUCAUUGCGGAACGCACAUUUUAAAUUGCAUUUCAAAAGGAUGUUGUCUGUCAAGAUCACAUUUGUUCUCAAGGCCAUAAAUUUACAGACCAUGAGACAUCGAGAGCUGCCAGACUGCUACAACUUUGCUGUUAUUAUCACUUUUAAUAACCAUGCUCACAGUGGCAGGAUAAAGGUUGACCUGGAAAAUGAUGUAGACAUCAAUGAAUGCAGAGACUGGAAAGUAACUGGAGCGUCUGCUAGAAACAUACACCUGACUGUGCUCUUUGACUGCUUCAUCAUUAUAAUCUGCAUCACCUCCCUCACCCUCUGCACACGCUCAGUGAUCAAUGGGAUUCGGCUGCAAUUUGAUUACACACUCUACUGCAGGAACCACUGCAGUAAAGAAGUCCCCUGGUCAGACAAGUUUGAGUUUGUGAAUGGUUGGUAUAUCCUCAUCAUUGUUAAUGACAUACUGACCAUCGUUGGCUCCAUUCUCAAGAUAGAGAUCCAGACUAAGGUACUCACAAGUUAUAACGUCUGCAGCAUCUUCCUUGGGACAGGCACCAUGUUUGUCUGGAUUGGGGUCAUCCGCUACCUGGGCUAUUUCAGAAAGUAUAAUAUUCUCAUCCUGACACUCAGGGCAGCUUUCCCAAAUGUUAUCCGUUUCAUCUGCUGUGCUGGAAUCAUCUACCUGAGUUACUGUUUGUGCGGCUGGAUCGUCCUUGGCCCGUAUCACGAGAAGUUUCGGUCCUUGAACACAGUGUCAGAGUGCCUGUUCUCCCUGAUCAACGGAGACGACAUGUUUACCACCUUUAAGAACAUGGCACAGAAGAGCAGCCUAGUGUGGAUUUUCAGCAGAGUGUACCUGUACUCCUUUGUCUCGCUGUUCAUCUACAUGAUCCUCAGCCUUUUUAUCACAAUCAUCACCGACACCUAUGACACCAUCAAGCAGCAGCAGCAGCAGAGUGGAACUCCAACCUCAGAGCUGCAAAAGUUCUUAUCAUUGUGUAAAGAUCUGCCAAACUCUGGGUUGUACAGACUCGACGAGCACAACAGCUGCUUUGCCUGGUGCAGGGAGCAUCAAGGGAGGCAGACUUCAGAGGCAUAGCAGGCCUUUAUUUGGAGAUUUUGAAAGGCUAUACUGUAUUAUAGCCUAACAAUAAUAUACACCUUAUAUGAUUAAAUUCAAUGGGAGGUUUUCUUUAACAUUAGGCCUCAGGUGAUUCACUUCUGAAAUUUUACCUUUUGUUAAAAGGUACAAUGUGUAAGAAUUGAAGAGAUUUAAGAGUUUAAAAACUUCAUCAGCAGAAUGUGAUAAAACAACACCCCAUUUAUACCUGGUAUUAAAAUGUGAUCUGUAUCCGGAUACAUUAUCUGGAUGAUUAAAUGAUCCAAUCUUGCCUUUGUGUUUAUGCCGGGUAUUUUUAGUGCAUUCUUGUUAUCCUCCUCAGAUCUCAGUCCUCAGCAAACCCUGUGCCUGAAUAAUUUGAGUUGCAACAAAUCCACUCUAGUUUUAAAGAAAAUCAUGUACUUUUGUGAGUUAUUGAACUUUGUGACGACAAAUUCUUAAUAUAGGUCCCCUUUUGUAAAUCCGGCAUAUAAUUAAUAAUUUAGCUGACGCUGUUAUUCAAAGUGACUUACAAUUGCUAUAUAUGUCAGAGGUCACACGCAUCUGGAGCUCAUAGGGGUUAAGUGUCUUGCUCAGGGACACAUUAGUGGAUGUCAUGGUAGUAAUCGAAACCAGGUCUCCCAUACCAGGCCUGUGUCAAAUCCACUGCUCCAUUGCCACCCCCACAUUUUAAUUUUUUAAGCAGUUCUGUUGAAUAAUGCAUCUUUUAAUGCUUUGGCACAGAAUAGACACAUAUUCAGACAUUUGAGGCACAACUCUUUCAGCCUUCUAGCUGUGUUGUUUUAUGUUAGCUAAAAACAUAUCUAUAAUGUAAUGCUGUGUAUAGAUGUCAGCAAAUUGUACGGAUUGUGUUUACACCUCCGAACACAAUGAGAGCCAGACUACCUCCAGAUGAGGUCAGGCAGAUCCGAUAACGAGACAUUUAGACCUGUUUAUACUUUUCCAGAGAACAUGUCUGAAUAACACAACCAUACACUUUCUGAAAUCAGGUUUCUCUUUCACCGAACAAAUUGCUUUGUCAACUCGUCUUAAAACACUUCAUUCAAACUGCACAAACUCACCAAAACUGUUGUUAGUCUUUCCACUGUUUCAGCUCCACACACACACACACACACACACACUAUUCUGGCUCUACACACUAUUGCCACCUACCCAAUGCCCGACUGCCCUUUCGUUCCCCUACCGCUUGAUGCCUCCUGUGCCCACCUGAACCCGCCGUGCCUUCGUCAGAGCCCUGGUUGGAGCUGUUGUAACCACCUCGGUACUGUAUUCACCGUCUAGCCUCGUUUCAGAGGCUGUGUUCAGUCCCGGUUCACAGGUAGGCUGCUUAGCCUGACUCUGGUGCCCAUUCAGGACUGUUUUUGAUAUGUAAUAUGCUGCCCCCUGUAUGUUUGGAGUAUGAAUUUGAUAGGGGAGUGUUGUUUCAAUUCUUAUACAUUGCUCCUUUAAGGUUAGAAAUUAAGGUACUAAAACAUUGUCAAGUCUGGUCUCAAUAUGAUGCACUGAUGUUUUUCUAAUGCAUGUCACUUGGAAGGACCCCCAUGUUGUACACUGAAGACAAUGAAUCAAGGUUAAAUAAAUAAGCUCUAAUGUAAA